Messenger RNA from Fomitiporia mediterranea MF3/22, 3294 nucleotides. Its product is annotated as CMGC/CLK protein kinase. Lineage: Eukaryota; Fungi; Basidiomycota; Agaricomycetes; Hymenochaetales; Hymenochaetaceae. Gene Ontology annotation, molecular function: ATP binding; protein kinase activity. The coding region runs from base 18 to 1757 and encodes 579 amino acids. The record is from RefSeq and is a predicted model, not a curated record. Gene Ontology annotation, cellular component: nucleus. The transcript has 8 exons. Gene Ontology annotation, biological process: protein phosphorylation.
UCAUCUUGCUCUCCCCAAUGAUGCAGGCAGCAAUCCAGCAGCUGCCGUCGUCUCACUACGCUCCCCAGCUUUCUCAUAGAGCUCAGUACUUGCCCGUCAGGACCGCCAUCAACGGUACGGUGACGCGGACAGCGGCGACCAAUGGGCUCCCUAUCCCUGUGCCCACCCCGCCUGUCUCCAGAAAGCGCAAACGACCUCCUGCCAACUAUUCUGUCUCCUACAGUGAGGUCCAGGAGGUCGACGACGACGGCAAACUGCGCGAAGUCAUAGUUAUUGAAGACACCCCUCCCCCUCCAGCCACAAUUUCACCCGCUUACACGACAUCCACAAGCAAUGGCGCAUAUUCCGUAUCGAUGCAAUCUCCCAUUUACGGUGCCCCUGUACGCACUCGAGCGCGCGCUGCAGAGGAAGCACAGCUACUCAGUGCGAGCACCUCUUCAAGUUCUGGUGGUAUCACAGUUCCCGCUCUCAAGAGACGCAGACGAGAACCAGAGCUCAGCAAGGUCGUACAGGCUAAGAAGGCCGCCUCAAACACAAAAUACGCUCAAACUCAGGCAGCUAAUGGCAGAGUCUGGGCGAACGGGGCCACCACCACAACGACUGUGACCAAUACUCAGACAGAGAUGACGCAUCCUUCCUGCGACGAUAAGGAAGGCCAUUAUAUCGUUCAACCAGAUGACAUUAUUUACAGGCGAUAUCGAACUGUCCGACUUCUGGGGCAAGGCACUUUCGGGAAAGUCGUCGAGGCUAUCGACACACAAGAACAGAAGAAGGUCGCAAUCAAGAUUAUUCGUGCUGUCCCUAAGUACCGAGACGCAAGCAAGAUUGAGGUGCGCGUCCUACAGAAGCUCAAGGAUCGUGAUCCAUUCAAUAAGAAUAAAUGCGUGCACCUCUUACAUUGGUUUGAUCAUCGCAAUCACAUCUGCCUUGUGACUGAGCUAUUCGGCAUGUGUGUAUACGACUUCCUCAAGGCGAACAACUUCCAGCCAUUUCCCCGACGUCACAUCCAAGACUUUGCCCGUCAAUUGCUGGGAAGCGUGGCUUUCUUGCAUGAACUUAAACUCGUUCACACGGAUUUAAAGCCGGAGAAUAUCCUCUUUGCCCAGAACUCGUUCAAAACCGUAUCUUUACCUAGUUCAAAGGUUGGCGGUGUUGAAAUUCCAGAUGAAUCUUCCAGUGUUGACGAGUCUGCGCAGCGUGGUGCUCCUCCACGACAGAAACGCAUAGUCACCAACACGGACAUUCGUCUCAUAGACUUUGGAAGUGCUACUUUCGAGGACGAAUACCAUUCAUCAGUCGUUUCAACUAGACAUUACCGAGCUCCAGAGAUUAUACUUGGUCUGGGCUGGUCAUAUCCGUGCGACGCAUUCUCGCUGGGUUGCAUUCUCGUCGAAUUCUAUACAGGUGUGGCCAUCUUCCAAACGCAUGACAAUCUCGAACAUCUAGCUAUGAUGCAAGCUGUCAUGGGUGUCAUGCCGGAACGAUUUGUCCGUGCAGGGGCACGUUGCAAGCCCGAAUACUUUAAGGACGGGAAUAAACUAAAUUGGCCUCCAAAGAAGGUUUCACGGCAAAGCAGGAGAGACGUCCGCGCAACGAAGAGCUUACGGGACAUCAUCCCGCCAAUAGACAUUGUCAAUGAGCAUUUCCUAGAUCUCGUCGCUCGACUAUUGGCGUUCGACCCGCAAGACCGAAUUUCCGUCCGUGAUGCCCUGCAACAUUCAUAUUUCAACCUCAACGUCCCAAUGGAAGAAUAUUAAUAGACGGCCUUCACGCUUGCUUUCGACUUUUGGUUAUCUCGUGCUUUUAACCCUUCGCCUUGUCCGUAUCGCCGCCCAAUCACGCCCAGCAUCGACAAACAAACAAACAAACAAACAUUGCUUACAACCCCAGCACUGUGCCGACACUUGCAUCCAUAAUGCGUUCCAUUCAUCCCCUGGCCAACAAACUCCUGGUUAUUCGAUACCACCUUGUACUAUGCCAAAUCCAAACCAAGUCUCAAUUACAGCGUACAAAUAUGCAUUUUGCACAAUCGUGAUUACCCCACACGUUACAUGCAUCGUAUUCCCUAUGCUUAUCACCCUAUAACCAACAAUAUCUACCCAGACCCUUGUGCAACUACUCGUAUAAUCAUACCUUCAUCGUUGACCAGGAAGGACUAGAUUCCGGAUACGCAUCCCCUAAAUCUUCUCUUUUUGUACCUCCAUUCGUUUCGCUCGUUACUAUCCAUCCCCAUUUCGCGGCGCUCGGAAAGGCGAAGACUGUCAGGGUUCUAUCGUUCUCUUCUGUGCUCUGUUUAUAUCAUCAAUCCCGGUACCAAAUUUCUUAAAUCUGUCUUCUUUUUUCCUUCCCACUUUUUUUAUAAAGAUCUCAAAUUUCUUUGUAACAGUAUCGUAUCCGGUUUACCGACCCAUUUCUUAUAUUGUUAUCAAUAGGACCCGUGUUAUGGAACUCGAGGCUGACGCUGACGAUUACGAUAGUGCACACGGAUUUCGAACUGGAUAUACCUAGGUGUAUAACAGAAAUUGGUACAGGCACCGAAUGAAGUCGAUCUAUGUGCAUGCCAAGUCCGAUUCCUCAAGAUCCUUCCGGUUUUCUGCUCUCGGCAAGGCAGGACAAAGAGCAACAAUAAUGGAUUCAAGCCACGUACGCGCAAUGUAGUCGUCAUUGUCCUGACUCAUCCACACACACUACAAGACGACAAGAUGAAACACUAAUAAACACUACCCUCGUAAACGAAAUUGGUCGAAUUUCCUCUUAUCUGAUCGGCUAUACAAUUCCAAGAUUCACACAGUUAUCGAUGUUGCUUUGCUCAUCACUUCCGGAUUCCGAUUCCAGCGUCUGACAGGUACUGUAUUAUAAAGAGUUGUUUCGUUUGAUCAAGACCAUUUUCUCGGGCAACAUGGGAAUCCAAGGUAAUUAUUAAUAGAUUAUAUUACCAGAGUCGAUACAUAGAAAUUUUAACGAAUUUGAAAAUUGCUGAAAGGUACGUGAUUGCAAGUUUGUACGAUCUGAUGAAAUGAUGACUGCUUUUGGCUCAAACGACGUUUGUGGCCUGUGGCCUGUGACCGGAUCAAAUAUUCUUUGAUUGUGGGCCACGGCGAAAAAUGUCGAGUUUUAAUACUGGUACGGUACGCAUCGAACGAUUACUGCUAGUACCGCCACUGUGUUCAAUUGAUCGAAGCGCAUGUAUGGUCUGUAUUUCGAACGCCUCCACCAGUGUAACAUAUACGGUCUGCACUGCAUGCAUCUGCGUAAUGCAUAUUGAUGUACAUCACUGAAUGCUAAGUAACUGGU